Messenger RNA from Lasiodiplodia theobromae, 3048 nucleotides. RefSeq lists its product as uncharacterized. NCBI's taxonomy places the organism in Eukaryota, Fungi, Ascomycota, Dothideomycetes, Botryosphaeriales, Botryosphaeriaceae. The transcript has 6 exons. Bases 1 to 3048 code for a protein of 1015 amino acids. The record is from RefSeq and is a predicted model, not a curated record.
AUGACUGACAGCACUGGAUCAGCCCCCGACGAUUCUCACUCCAAGAACUUGGUCCUGCUCCAAAAGGAAGGUUCACAACCGCAACCAGAACCGGAGCACUGGGCUCGGCAGCUCGUGAGAGACUAUACCAAAGGCCUGCCAUACGAAUACCGGGAGGCCCGGGUUGAGUUCCCAGAGGACCAUCCGGAUUGCCCGGUAUGCGGCAUACCGAGAGGCCUUCCGCUCUCGAUUUACGUUCUGACAUCCUGGACCAAUGUGGAGCGCCACCCAACUCUCCCGGACGUGGGAGACAACAUCGAGAAUUGUGAGCGCUGCGAGUUCAUCUGCUUCUGGUUGGUCCGCAGGAAAGGCUUACGAGAAGCCUGUGAGAACGAGAGCGGGAAGAUCACAGUCCGGAUGCGUGGCAAGGAGGCUGGGUGGAAGGAGCUAUCUUUUGCAUUGCCUCCGGGGAACGACUUCGUGAGCUCUGACGGCACCGAAAAUUUGCUAGCUAGAAGCAGAAACGGCAAGUUUGGCUUCGAAUUCAGCAGGCAAGACGAGGAGUUCACAGUGGAGCUCUGGUCCGCCAACAGAGUCAUUCCGGUAACAGCGAGCUCAGAGGAUAGACGGACCGGCACCAGUCUUCCGCCCAGGCUCCUGUACGUGGGUGCUUCUUCAACAACUGUACUCCUCAAAGAAUUUGGUCCCGACGAGCCUCUUCUCGACUACGUCACUCUCAGCUACCGCUGGGGAAGUCCAUCGAAUGCAUCUCACGUUGUCCAGACCACCAAAGAAACUCUCUCCGCCCAUCUUUCGACCGGCAUCGAGAUCGAUUCCUUACCAAAGACCAUUCGAGAUGCGGUAGAUAUCACUCGCCGUCUGGGUAUUUCAUAUCUCUGGAUCGAUCGGCUAUGUAUCGUCCAGGACGACGAGGAAGACUGGGUUCGGGAAUCGUCUCGGAUGUGCGACAUCUACGCAUCCAGUACCUUGACCAUCAGUGCCGAUGAUGCCGAGGACGACGAUGCAGGUAUCUACGGAGAACAGAGGAACCAUCGCAUGUGGAGAUACAAGUGCUUCUCAUCUGGAAACGAAGAUUACGGCAAUCCUCUUUUGUUGACAGAGAAGUGGCCGCACCCAACUCUUUCGGAUUUCACCCAGGGCGAAAUAAACACACUCAUGCUGACCGUCGACACCUCUCCGCUGACGACCCGAGCAUGGACGUUACAGGAACGGCUGAUGAGCACCCGCGUUCUCCAUUUCACGCGCUUUGAGAUAGUCUGGGAGUGCAACACGGGCACGCAAUGCGAAUGCGCUAGGGACAGUGGCUUCCAUAGCCAGAUGCUUGAAUCGAUAGAGUUCGAUCAGCUGCUCAACGACGACAAGAUUGACAGGCAACAAUGGCUCCACCACCUUUGGCACCAAGCCAAGGAAACCAGCAGCAAAACGGACGUCUACCUCGCGCCGUCAUGGAGCUGGGCUUCCCGCAUGGGCUCGAUAAGCUACUUCUCGGUCAAAGCAGCUCAUCCCCAUAGCGGCAGACCGUAUCCAUACCAGGGGGUGGAAACCACCAGUCAUAUCGAAGUGCUAGAUGCAGGGACCAGCCUGGCGACGGCAGAUCCCCUUGGCCGGGUCAAAGACGGAAGGAUCCAAGUGUCCGGUGCUGCGGUUGACUUCUAUUUCGACGGCCCCCAGCCCGAGGAUGUCGAUAUCAUCCAGCGUUACGUGAAAGUAGCGCGUUGUGCCAUGGAAUUUAAUCUUAUGGGAGUCACUGGAUAUGACGGGGAUUACAACAAUUAUACCAUUUAUGAGACGGCCAGCCAGUGCUUCAGCCAGGAAGAAGAUUCACCAGCUCUAGAGCAGUCAAAGAAGAGGACGAUUGUGGUCCGCGAUGAGAACCACCGCUGUAUUGCCUUCCAGCCGGACGAUGUUCAGGAUGUUCGAAACCACCCGGGUGAAUACAGCUCACUGGUCUGCCUCAGGGUGUCAGAACAAGCUUGGGGGACUCCGUUUCGGUUUGACGUGGGUUCGAAGCUUAAAAUCACGUAUUUCCUCUUCCUGAGGCCAUCGUCCAGAGUGCCCGGUGCGUAUGAGCGGGUCGGUCUGAUCAGAACUACUUCCAUUUUUGAAAAGGAAGAGUACGCACAGUUGGAGGAGAUUUUUAAGACCGCUGAGCCUUUGCCAUACAACAGCGUCAAGGAGGCAAACUCACCGACAAGCGCAGCGGUGCCCGAUCAUGAGAACUACCCUGAGGUCUACAACAUCAGCGAGGUCUACCCUGAAGUAGUAAGAGAUGGGACUCUGCCCGAGGCUGUCGUCAGCAACCCCGCCCAUUCCAGCAAGGAAGCCUUGGAGGUACCAGAAUUCACCGAGGAGACACGUUUGCGCCGGAACAGACUACGAAUAUCCAUACUCAUUGCGCUCCUGGUGGUCGUGUUGAUCAUAGCUAUUGUGGGAGGUAUAGUGGGCUCUGGAGUUGCCUCCCGCAGGCAGUCGACGACCGAGAUUUUGGACACAACGGCGCUGGCGUCAGUAAGCUAUAAACGGGCGGAUGGCGUGUCGCAGUACCGCGUGUACUUCCAGACGACGGAGGGGGAGCUGUGUCAGUCAGUCUGGGACUCUGAGACGGGGAAAUGGACCGUAUCGCCGUUGAGGAAGGCAAACGCCGCGAAUAUCACGGGGGAACCAGAGGUGAAACUCGGCACUCCGUUGGCUGCCCAUAUCUACGGUUCAAUUUCAAGCGAUGAGUAUGAAUACCAUCUUUUCUUCCUGGAUAUCAACAACAAGAUUUUUGAGCUGGUAUCCCAUGACCCAGACGACAUGUGGAAAUUCUCAGCCCAAGGCGCCCUGAAAGGCAACUACACCGCGGCAUCAUUUUCAAGUCUUGCGUCAUACGGUCGACAAUGCGGCGAAAACUGCGGAAACGCCUCUUCUGUUGUUGUCUGGCAAAAUGACGAUGAUAAAAUCAUGUUAGCCGGCUACGAGUCCAGCCACGGCUGGGCAUCUUUUUCCAUGAACGCCACCAUAGUACCGCCGCCUGUCCAUGGAACGAAGUCUCAGUGGAAGCAUUGA